AUGUCACCAACGUUUCCACCUGAAACACUUCAUCAAAUAUUCAAAGAACUUUCAUAUAGGGAUUUACGAAAUUGUGUAUUGGUUAAUCAUACAUGGAGUUUAAGCGCAAUACGAUUACUUUGGAAAAAUCCAUUUGCGUUUCGAUAUAAUGGACAAAAAAACUAUCGUCAUGUUGCAGGAAAAGGCAAACGUAUUGAAUGGUACGAGGAUAGUAAACGAUCACUUGUUGACACAUAUAUAUGGUGUUUAAGUGAUGAAUCUAAGAAUUCAAUUAAGGAUUCAGGAGUUGAAAUACCUAAUCGUAUGACUCAAAGACGACCAACUUUCAACUAUCCAUCGAUUUUAACAACGCUUAACUUUAUCUACCUCAGUGACAUUAUUGGAUUUUGGCUUCCAACCAUGACAGUUUCAGAUUUUCCUUAUUAUGUAACUUUUAGAGAAUUAUGCAAAAUGUUUAUGACGAAUUCACCUAGAUUAAAGGUAUUGGAAUUUAGUGAUACUAAAGCAGCAGAACUUAAGUUUAGAAAGGUUAGCAUAUUGCCACUCACUUGUUAUGCACCUGGAGCAAACGAUUUCUUUUCUAGAAUUAUUAAAAUUUCAUGUAACGCUAUUCUCCAAAAUGAAAUUCUUUACGAGUUGGCAUUAGUUGCACAAAAUAUAGAGGAAAUGAAUCUUCAAGAUUGCAAUAAAAAUAAAGAUGCGAUGGCAAAAUUUAUUCAAUCACAAAACAAAUUAAAAAGGAUUGAAAUUGAAAUUAAUGGACCACCAACAUUUUAUUUGGCCAUUCAACGAGCAUUGGAAAGUAAAGCACCUUACCUUACACACCUUUCGAUCAUUCAUAAAGGAUAUUCAUAUGAUUCAUUUCGGUAUUCACUUUCAUGGUUAGUUAAAUGUGAAAAUUUACAAGAAUUAAAGUUACAUAGUAAAACAGGAUUUUAUGAAAAUUCAUAUUUACAUCAAGCAUCAUUGAAAACUUUUAAAAGUUUAAAAAAAUUGGAAUUUGUUCUUAAUAAUCUUAAUUUAGAUCAUGUUUCAAUGAUUAGAAAAACCGAAAAUCGGUUAAACAAACUCAAAUUAAUUUGGACACGAGUUAAUUCACAAGACAUUAUUCAAAUUACACCAAUUUUAUUUACUACAAUCAAUCAAACAUGUAUAAAUUUGAUUGAAUUAGAAUUAACAGUUUCACCGAUAGCGUUGAGAUUAAUGACGGAAUUGUUUUGCAAUUGUCAAUUACUUGAAGAGGUCAAAUUACAUGAUGGUAGAGUAAGAAUUUUAGGAGAAACAGAAAUAUUAGAUAUUUCAGAACACUUAAUUGAUUGGGGAGGAGAAAUACCACGAAAUUUACGAAAGUUAAUAUUCAGGGGCGAUUGGUCAUUCACUUUUAACGCAUUUCGACAUUUUAUGGAAGGUUGUGAUAUAAGAUUGGUUGAUAAAAAGCUUUUAUUUUUAUUUGAAGCUUUUGAUUCAUGUUUAAUUUCAAGAUGGUUGGGAGUCGUACUUGAUUGUUAUAUAUCAGGUGGAAAGUUGAAUAAAAACAGCGGUUUCAGAUUUGUUUAG
Messenger RNA from Cetraspora pellucida, 1557 nucleotides. NCBI's taxonomy places the organism in Eukaryota, Fungi, Glomeromycota, Glomeromycetes, Diversisporales, Gigasporaceae. The record is from the annotation of a GenBank genome assembly.